Molecule: messenger RNA, 8521 nt
Organism: Ciona intestinalis (vase tunicate)
Lineage: Eukaryota; Metazoa; Chordata; Ascidiacea; Phlebobranchia; Cionidae
Source: RefSeq, a predicted model, not a curated record
AAUGUGUAAAAAAAUACUUUGUUGCUUUUAACAUUAAAAAUUUAACUUUUAUGCAACUAUACCCAUAUUUCUCCAUAUGACCAAAUUAUCCUCUGGUACUCUAUAUGUUAUAAUACAAAAGUAAAUCAUCACAUUAUUUUACUUGUUUCAGGUGUGAAUGGUUGAUUGAGAGUCCAGAUGUUCAGCUUUACCCAUACAUUGCUUUAACAUUCUUAUCUCAAGACACUGAAUGCAGUUAUGAUUUUAUAACUGUACAUGACGGGAACACAUAUACUUCGAAAGUUAUAGCAAAAAUAAGUGGGGAUUCAACUAGAGCCCCUUUACAUAUUCUCCAUGCACACUCUGGUAGUAUGUUGUUGUAUUUUUUCAGUGACAGCAACUAUGUCAAGAAUGGAUUUCGUGCCAAAUUCAAUAUUUAUUCAUGUUUAAAUAAUUGCAGUAACAAUGGGCGUUGUAUUCAAAUGAGAUGUAGCUGCAAUGCUGGUUGGAUUGGAACUUCGUGCAACCAACGUGGCUGUCCAAACAACUGCAAUGCACCUCACGGCAUUUGUGACUUUGAAAGAUCCAAGCGUUGUAUUUGCAAUGCUGGUUAUAUUGGUAAAGGUUGCAAUCUCUAUACUUCUUCAUCAAGUCAGAAUAAUAGUUGGACAGCGGUUAACAACUUUACUUUCUUUGGAGAUGCUGCUCCAAGUUUAUCAUUUCAUGCGGCAGAAUUUGUUCAUUCGUUCUUGUAUAUAUUUGGAGGUUAUGAUUUAAAUGCAAUGAAGAAUGGAUUGUAUCGAUAUAACUUCAGGGAAAAUUUCUGGACUUCAUUAAGAACUAAUAUGAUUGGUCCAGCACCUCGUGCCUUUCAUACGAUGAACUACAUCAGAACCGAAUAUUUGGAUCAACUACUCAUAUUUGGAGGUCAAUUUGAAAAUGGGUCAUACAGUAAUGACAUGUGGAUGUUUAACAUUACUUCCAACUCAUGGCAUUUAGUUAUUCCUUCCAACAACAUUUCUGUUUCUAGGAAACUUUCCCAACAUGCAGCUUGUGUGGUUGAACAUUCUAAUGUGCAAUACUUGUAUGUAUUUGGUGGCCUUGUUGGUAAGAAGGAUGAUUCAACGUUUUCGAGCGACUUACAUAUGUUUGAUGUAAGAAAAAAGAAGUGGAGCACAUUGUCGGACUCUUCUGGUACUAAAGAAACCAAACGUCGACUGGCUGGUCAUUCAAUGGUGUACGACAAUGUCACACAUACUUUGAUUGUAUUUGGUGGUUUUCUUGCAUCUAAAUCUAUUGCCAAUAGAUCAAAUAGGUUGUUGUUUUUCAAUAUAUUGAAGAAAUACUGGUAUGAAUUUGAAAUGAAUGAUUCACCACCACCCAUGGCGUUUCACUCUGCUAAUAUUGCUGGUGAUUACAUGAUUAUACAUGGAGGCAGUGUACAUAUGCAUGAAUCUGACGAGUCAUGUUAUAGCGACAAUACUUAUUUCUACCACUUAAGGUGUGCUUCUUGGAAAAGUUCAAACUCUCAUCAUGGUGGAAGGUAUGGUCAUGUUUCUGCCAUGUUCAAUCAAAAUGUUGUGUUGUAUCAUGGUGGGUAUGAUGGAACUGUCUCAAAUAGCCUGUUAGCUUACAAAGUACCUAAGUAUGCAAUGAACACUAUACCAUACUUUGAAAUCUGCCAAAGUUACACAGUAAGAGAUAUUUGCUCAUCUGAUGUAAGAUGUGUGUGGUGUGAAGAUGGUUUAGUAAGUCAUCAUUCGUUUUGUACCAACAAAGAAAAUGGAUCAAACUCUUGCAAUGAUCAUCAAUUAACACCUUCUACAUGUGGUGGGAUGUGUCAACAUCUUAAAGUUUGUUUUUCAUGUUCAACAGUGCGCAGGUUUGAUUUUUUGGAAGGUGAAUGGGUGGCAGGUCGCUGUAUAUGGAAUGUUCAUGAUAGAAAGUGCUCUUCUGCAAACACAACUACCAAUAAUUUGCCUGGUGAUGAAACAUUGGAACGAUCUUGGCGAGGAAAUCCCACUACUAAUAUAAUUACUUCCAAGCUACAAUGUGUAAACAUGAAAUUAGCUGAGGGUUUUAUCAGCCAGUACUUUCGUGAUGAUAUAACUUCUCCUUAUAAGGUUGCUUUUGUACAAGGACCUCUAUCUUUAACUGUUGUCCACCACGGCAUACCUACACAUAAUUAUACCGUUGCCGUGCAAGGGUAUCUCCAUCCAUUGAAUAAACAACUGUUCCCAAACCAUAUCCUCAGAUUUAAACUGACUUCCCGAAGAGGAUCUGCAAAAUUUUAUCUAAGCAGAGAUGACAACGACACAAAUAGCAAUUUAAUUGUACAAACAAGACAAAAUAAUAAUUUUGUGCGCUCCACCUCUCAUAAUAUUCACAGAAGACUUUCUUCAACUGCGAGAUACUAUUACAAGUUAAUAUUCACACAUACCGGUGAAAGUCACUCCAAUAUUCAACCUGAAGUUAGUGUUGCGUGGACAGCAAGAAGCAACUCCAAUCCACAUUUAAACUUUUCCAUUAUCCAAUCAAGAUUUCUUGAACCAUACAACACAGACACUCGCUCAAAUCCUUGCAAUUCCUAUUUAGGUUGUUUAUCAUGUCUUGCUGAUUAUAGUUGUGUAUGGUUCAUUCAAUCUAACACCUGUGCUAUGAGAUCAGAUGUAUCAAAUUCUGACCUUGUUCAUGGUUUGGUUACCGACCCACAUUUGUGUGAGGCAUGUGCCGACUAUACAUCGUGUAAUGAAUGCAACCAACAUCAUGGGUGCUUGUGGUCCAACCAUGGAGUGUGUCAUCAUACAAUAGAAACUGAGUUAAUUAAAGAAUGUCCUACAUCAUGCUUUGGAAGGAAAACUUGUCAGGAAUGUUUGAAUGGAAGGGAAAGUGGUGGUGAACUAUGUACUUGGUGUGAAAGUUCACAAACUUGUUACUCCUUCAAACUUCAUCUACCAUUAAACUUAUUUGCUUCUUGUACAGAGUGGUUUGAAAAUCCAAUGCAGUGUAAAAAUUGCAGUGGUCACACAACAUGUGGAGAAUGUAAUGAAGAUUAUUUAUGUGGAUGGUGCAGUUCGCAAGAAAAUCGUCUUAUUGGUUCAAGGUGUUUAUUUGGACAUUUCCAUCUCCCCCAUUCCGAAUGUCCAAUCAAUAAUCCAUAUAGCAACGACUUGUUUGACUGGGACUAUGCAACAUGUCCUGAUGUGGAUGAAUGUGAAAUGCGUAUCCAUUCAUGUGAUAUCAACGCUUUAUGUUUAAACAAUAUGCAUUCUUACACAUGUCAAUGUAACCGUGGAUACACAGGAGAUGGGAAUUCAUGUGUGAGAACAUGUGAUAUUGAAUGUGUACAUGGUGUAUGUAGCAAUGAACCAGAUUAUGCAUGUGUGUGUGAUUUGGGAUGGUUAAGCAUGGGAAAUAAUCUUACUGGAUGUGAUGAACAAUGUUUGUGUAACUUCCACAGCACAUGCAACACAGAUAUUGCUAUUUGUGAUGCAUGUCAACAUAACACACAAGGUGUUCAUUGUGAACAAUGUAUUGUUGGUAGUUAUGGAGAUGCAACUUCACAUGCUGGUUGCAACUUAUGUGAUUGCAAUGGACAUGGGGAUCUUCAAUAUAAUAUUUGUAAUUCACAAUCUGGGGCAUGUUUCUGUACUGGUAAUACAGCGGGGGAUCAUUGUGAGAUGUGUGCAGCUGGUUACUAUGGAAACUCAACAAACCAUGGUGUAUGUUACAAGAAAUGUCAAGGUCGUCACUUUGUUCGAGAUAUUCAUGGAUCUGGUGCAUUCGGUACAUUAUUCAAUUCUAAUGAAAAAAAGUAUUGCUGGUUCAUAAUACAAGCUCAUUCUACAACAGAUAUUGUAAAACUUGUUUUCAACAAUUUGAAAAUAAAGUGUGAGAUUGAACGAAUGUAUAUAUAUGAUGGAAUACCCAGCCAUACCAAUGCAUCUUUACUUGCUGUUGUAUGUAACUCAUUCGAGUCAAACUUUGUAUUUUCUUUAUCAGACACUCUCACCGUUGUGUUCGAUGCAGUUGCAUUGUCAUCUGGGUUCAGUGUAGUAUACAACAUAGUAUCCCGUGAUAAUGAUUCACAAAUAUUAUCCACUUUUUCCAUGAUCAAUUCAUGUCAUGCUUCAUCUGAAAGCAGGGAACUAAAGAUCAUGGAUGGAACGGAGGGAAUACACCGAAUCAAUCUGCUAAAUAAUCCAAAUCCUGCGUUUGGACAUACAUUGGUUUCAUACAAAGAUUCUUUAAUGUUGUUUGGUGGUUUUAGAUUCGGAGUAUUAGAUUCUUCUGUAUACAUAUAUAACACAACAAAUAUGCUAUGGACUCCAAUCAUGUCUACAGUGGCACCAACUGGUCGAUAUUUCCAUGCAAGUGUUUCUGUACCAACAUUAAAUCGUAUGUUAGUGUUUGGUGGUAUAACUUUCAACCAAAUACUCUCGAAUGAGUUAUGGGAAUUUUACUGGUCGCACAACUUCACUAACAACAAAUGGAGAUUGAUUGAAAGUAAUUCUACACCACCCAUGGUUGCUGCACAUACUUUCACACAAUGUCAAAAUGGAGAUUUUAUUUUAAUUGGUGGAUUAUCAGUCAAUGGUAAAAUCAAUAAGGAGAUUUGGAAAUUCAACCUUUAUACAUCUUCAUGGAAGCAACUCUCAUCAAGAGGAUUAAAUUUUGCUGUGUUUGGUCAUACAUCGAUUUGUGAUGUAACAAACAAUGUUAUCUAUAUUUUUGGUGGAUGGAAAGCUGGGAAAAAUGCAAUUUCAAAUAACUUAUAUUUGUAUGACAUAACUUGUGAAAGAUGGAAACACAUUGAUACGAGGUCAGAUGUGCAUCACCCACCAGCCAUGAUGUUUCAUUCUGCUGCUCAAUUUAACACGGUUUCUGAUCGGGGGUUCGUUAUAUUUGCUGGAGGAGUUUAUGUGAAGAAUGAUAUUUGGAAAUAUUCCUUUGGAUCUCAUUCGUGGACAAAUCUCACUUCGCCAGCAAGAGCACAAGGUAUUGGUAUGGGGUCUUCAGCAGUCACAAUUAAUACAACAACAGAAGGUUUAUAUAUUUAUGUUUAUAGUGGAAAUUAUGAUGGACUCUUCUACAAUCAUUUACACAUGUUUAAUGCAAGCUGCAGUUUGACUGAUGCUCAGCAGCUUAACGAAGAGGUUCUCGAAGGAAGAAAUGAACCAACGGUAUUAUGUAAUGAUUUGAAAUCAUGUCGAGAAUGCAACUUGCAUUUUUCUUAUCAACGCAGCUGUAUGUGGAUAAAUGACCAAUGUGUUGUGAACCAGUGUUCAAACAAUGAAACCAUGGAAAAUAUUCAUUCAUUUGCAUGUUCUGUAUGUAGUGAUAUGGAUUGUGAGGAUUGUUAUAACUCUGCACAUUGUCACUGGGUGCCCGGUAAUGUAACAUCUCAUAACAAGAAUGGAUAUUGUGAAGAAAAUACAAACAAUACAACACAAGUGAAAAAGACUGCUCCUCUAGCAAUACAUAACUAUACAAUGUGUUUCCAGCAAUGUUCUAUUUUUACUUCCUGCAAUACUUGUUUGUCUAAUUAUGAUGAUAUUUCUGUUUGCUUGUGGAGUACUCAAGUAAACAAAUGUAUGUCAGUUGUUGAGAGUAUUCUUCAAUGUAGCGCUGGUCUGUGUGGCCAUGUGGUUCAACUUGGUUCUCAAUGUCCAACACCAUGCAGUUACUUCACAUAUUGCAAUCAUUGUUUGUUGAAUGAAGGCUGUGGUUGGGUGGGUAAUGACGAUGGAUCUGGUCACGGUGAAUGUACCGCCGGCACUUACCUGGCUCCUAUUGAUUUGCAAGCAGUUGAUUCAUCACAAUGGUGGUUCAUUUCAUGUCCACAAGAGAAUGAAUGUUUGAAUGGACAUGCAAGUUGUCAAAAUCAAGACAAUGAGGAUUGCCAAGAUACCCAUGAUGCAUUUGAGUGUGUUUGUGCACCCGGCUACACCAGAGACAAUAUAACAUUGUUGUGUAAACCGCACUGUCAAUCAGGUUGUGUGAAGGGUGAUUGUAUAAGGCCAGAUGUUUGUCAAUGUAACUUCGGGUAUACUGGUGAAUCAUGUGACCUGCUAUGUCCGUGUAAUCACCAUAGUGAUUGUAUUGAGUUGACACCUGAUACUUACAAUUGCACGGAUUGCCUUCAUAACACAGUGGGUGAAAGUUGUGACCGAUGUAAACACGGAUAUGUUGGGAAUCCAAUCAACAAUCAAACUUGUGUUCCUUGUCAUGUUGUAUGCAACCAACGAUCAAAUGUUUGUGUCAGAAAAUCUACCUUAACCUUUUAUCGCAGUCAAACAAUCAAUUUAUAUGGACCGUCUCAUGUUGAUGAUGCUGUUUGUGUGGAUUGUGAUGGAAAUAGUUCGGGAGAUUAUUGCAAUGAAUGCAUUGAUGGAUAUUUUAUGCUAAAUGGAGCUUGUCACAUGUGUUAUUGCAAUGGACAUGGUGAUAAUUGUGAUAAGAUUACUGGUAGUUGGUGUAAUUGUAGAAACCACACCACCACGUCCAACCCGCUGUGUAAUGAACCAUCGAGGUUUUUAAAUAUUGAUGAUAAAUGUUGGCAACAGCAAUGUGAUGCAUGCCAGGGUGGAUUUAAAGGAAAUCCAAUCAAUGGUGGACAUUGCUACAGGCUGGUCAGUAUAAAUGAUGAAUGGUGUUUUGACCCAACGCUUCUACCUGGUUGCGCCACACAUGAUUAUAACAAGAAGUUGGAGAUGAAAGCUGGUUCAACAAUUUUAUUUGCGCUUCAUCCCAAAUUUUUGAAUGUUGAUAUGAGGUUGAUUGUUGAAGUAUCUUCUGGAACUGUUGAUAUUUUUAUUUCUGAUUCAGAUUCAGUAUUUCGCAUUGUUGAAGACUCCACAUUUGAACAAAAGGUUGAAAUAUCAGCAUCACAUAAUAAUUCAUUACAAGACAGACGAAUUGAACGAAGUGUUUUAAAUAAUUCCAAUUCUGAUGGUUCCUUGCAUGACAAUCAUGUGAUGUAUUUGAACACUUCGGGCUUCAACAGUUACACCACAAUAGCACCAAACAAAGUGCUUCAUGUACAGAAUCUACAAAACAUGUUGGUUGUAUCUUUCCCACACUCCCAAUAUAACUUUGAAACAGGAAUUUUUUAUGUGGUGAUCCUAUCACGUGAAUUACGAUAUGAAGCAAGUAAUAAAAGUGUGUUGGAAAAAACAUCAAGUGGAAGACUAUUGUUUCGACAGGACCAAACUAGAGUGGACUUAUUUGUUUUUUUUUCUGUAUUUUUCUCUUGUUUCUUCCUUUUUCUGUCUAUAUGUGUUGUAGCUUGGAAGAUAAGACAAGCUGUUGCAGCACAGCGGAACUUGUUAGCUCAUCACAUUCAACUUCAACACAUGGCAAGUCGCCCUUUUGCUUGUAUAUAUUUGUAUAUAAGCCAUUCAUCAACCACAGAAGUCUAUACCAAGUCCGACGCAAAAAAGAUUUUAAAAUCCAAACUAUCUUAUUUAUCAAAAGAUGAGCCAAGUAAAAAGAUGUCUACGCAUCAAAGAAACGUUUCAAAAGUUUUGCUUCCUCCUAUACUUAAAUGCUCAUUGGAAAAUAAAACUCCCGAUGGGUUUACCUCUGUAAUGAGAAAACAAUGUGCUUGUCAUGGUAUUUUAAAUUUGAUGGAUACGUCAGAUCAGAGAUCAAAUGUAACCAAAUCUACAAAACAACAAACUAGAUUAAGAUUGCACUGCACUUACAGUAAAUCAGAUAAAAACAAUGUUGAAAAACAUAUAACAGAAGAAUAUUUGGAACACAAUGUUCCAUUACUGCAAAAUCUUUCCAGUGGUGUUGAUGGCAAUGAUGAAUUUCUGCAUGUUGCUUCUAAUGUUAAUUCUACUGAAGAAAAGAAAGAAAUUCUAAAUUUUGUGUCAGGUCUCGAAUCAAAGACAAGUGUAAAUGAAAGUAUUGAACUUCCUCAUUGCGUAUCAACACCUGUCAUUUACAAACCAUCCUCACCAAGAUUAUCAGGCAGAAGCUUAAGAAGUCAAUCAAGUUUUAGAAACAAGCAUUUUUUUAAAAGAAUACAAAGCAGAGUUCAUGGUCCUUUAUCUUUUGAACCAACAAGCGAUGGACAAGCAGGUGUAGCUACAGUGUUUAUACAACUACCAUCUGCUUCUACCAUAGGCAUUGGAUCAGCACUAAUGAACAAGAAAUGUUUAUCAUUAGCUUGCUAUGAAGAGUCCAAUGUUUUAAAAAAGUAUGGUUAUGUUGAAACAAAAAGAAUUUAGAAAUUUUUUUUCUUCUAGUUUUGGUGAGAUGAAUAUUUCUGUAAAGCUUUCUAAUUGAUGCAGCAAUAAGCACAUGUUUAUGUUACAACACUGCCAGUUCUAUCGCAUUAUUUUUUAACAAAGUAUUUUUUAACAUACACAUGCAUGUUAUUAGGAAUUAUUCGUGUUGCCGUUGGGUUAAGAAAAUAAUAUGCACUUGGAGAAUGUUGUGAUAUGCAGUUCAACUGUUGUGUUUUGUUGAGCCCUGCCGCAUGCAUGAUAUUCGGUUAAGCAAAUUAAACAUUAAAGUUCUGAUUGGAAGAAAA